AUGCUUCCAUUUCUUCCCCCGCAUGCCACCAUUCCUCCCCCCUCCUUUGCCCCCUUGCUUCCCCUCCUUUUCCCCCCUGCUUUCUCUCCUUUCCCCUCCUGCUUCCCCUGCUGCUUCCCCUCCUUUCCCCCCCUGCGUCCCCUCCUUUCCCCACCUGCUUCCCCUCUUUUCUCCCUCUCCUUUCCUUCAUUUUCCUCUCCUCCCUCCCUCUCCUCCCUUGUCCAAUCCCCUCCCUCCCCAACCCUAAACCCUCAUCCAAUCCCCUCCCUCCCCUCUCCUCACUCGUCCAAUCUCCUCCCCUCCCUCUCUCAUCUUCCCUAUCCCCCCGAAUCCUACUCUCCCCUUUUCCCCUACACCCCCUCUUCCUAUCUCCUCCUCCUCUUCGCCCUCUCCUAUGCCCUCCCCCCUCUUCCCUCCCUUCUAGCCCCUUGUUCCUCCCCUGCCAAAUCUCCUCACUUGCUCCCUUCCUCUCUUCUGCACUUCCCCCCUUCCUCUCUGUCCCGCCUUUCCUCCCUUGCUUCCCCUUGUUUACUUUACCCCCUUUCUUCCCCUCAUUUUCCCCCCUGCUUCCCCCUCAUUUCCUCCCAUGCUUCCCCUCAUUUCCCCCCCUGCUUCCCCUCAUUCUCCCACCUGCUGUCCAUUAUGCUCCCCCCUUGCUUACUGUUCCUUUCCUCAUGCUCGCCAUCCUCCCCCCCACUCACCCCUUAUUCCCCUCCAGUUUACCCUCUGUUUCUCCGCUCCUUUCUGGUUUUUGGGCCUUGA
Molecule: messenger RNA, 762 nt
Organism: Closterium sp. NIES-65
Lineage: Eukaryota; Viridiplantae; Streptophyta; Zygnematophyceae; Desmidiales; Closteriaceae
Source: the annotation of a GenBank genome assembly